This is a messenger RNA of Fusarium musae, 993 nucleotides long. RefSeq lists its product as uncharacterized. The record is from RefSeq and is a predicted model, not a curated record. The transcript has a single exon. NCBI's taxonomy places the organism in Eukaryota, Fungi, Ascomycota, Sordariomycetes, Hypocreales, Nectriaceae. The coding region runs from base 1 to 993 and encodes 330 amino acids.
AUGGCCACAGCAAUGGGUACCCAGACUGACACUGGCUCAUGGGGACGCCCAUACCCAGUGCAAUUCACCUUCUCAAUUGGCGGCAAGGUGUUCCUGUACGGCCAAUGCCUAUCUGAUAAGUACUGGUUCAUUCAGGAGCUUCUCCCUGGUGGGAAAAUGGGUUCGGUGACCGACUCAGGUACCUGGGACUAUGAAUACGCUGUCCAAUUCCCCUUUACUAUCAACGGCCGGGUCUUCUUUUGCGGGCACGAGACAAACACCAACUACUGGUUCAUUCAAGAGCUUCUCGCGGACGGGAAAAUGGGAUCCCAGACCGACACCGGGCAUUGGAACAAUGCUUAUCAUGUUAUGUACGCCUUCUCGGUUGGCAACAAGAACUACCUGUUUGCACAUAAUAUAACCACAUUCUAUUGGUUUAUCCAGGAACUCCUUCCCGGUGGAAAGAUGGGGACCGAGACUGAUAAUGGCCAUUGGGCAACUCGCUACGCAGCUCAGUUUCCUUUCACCAUUGGCGAUACUCAGUACAUCUAUGGCCAAGAUGUGGGCAACCCAUGGGCAGUUUCCCCUUCGCUCAGCAAACAAGUGUCGCAAGGUCAGUCUGGUCUCGCGGCUGUAGUGGGUUUGGCGGCUUUCGUUACGCCUACUUCAGGCCCCACCACUUAUUCAGAACCAACACGUCGCUGGUUCAUCCAGAAAAUCCUCCCCGGUGGUAAAAUGGGUGAUGAAACCGAUAGCGGUAAAUGGAUUGGCAUUUAUACUACGCAAUUUCCGUUUGCUAUGAAUGGCAAGCAAUAUUUCUAUGGCCAGGAUCUCGGUGUUGGGAAAUGGAUAAUCCAGGGUCUUGAUGCUAAUGGCAAGAUUGGAAAUGAGCUACAGAAUGGUAAAUGGGAUAAUGCUCGGGAAGUCCAGGUGCCCUUCAUUGCGGGAGGAAAGCAAUAUUUCUACGGGCAAAACCUGUCAUCCCGCGCCUGGUACAUUCAGCAGAUAAACUAG